Oppiella nova is the source of this 427-nucleotide messenger RNA. Lineage: Eukaryota; Metazoa; Arthropoda; Arachnida; Sarcoptiformes; Oppiidae. The record is from the annotation of a GenBank genome assembly.
CUCAAAUAUUUAAUUUCUUUUAUAAUAAGAUAUUUGUGUGAAAACUAUGUGUGAAUUACGGCUAUCCAGAUGUGAUCUACUAUUUUGUGUGGUCUGUGGGGACAAAGCAUUUGGCUAUAAUUUCGAUGCCAUUACCUGUCCCUCGUGUAAGGAGGAAUGCCUUAUCAGGCAAAUAGACUACGACGACGAGGGGAACAGUAGUUCGCAAACACCAGAAAUCCUAGAUAUUAUAGACAUAGACAGCAAUAAUAGUGAUACCGAACCGGACUUAUCAGUCAUACCUAUCGCAGCGCCGAUAACUGCAAACAGUCAUGAAAUGAAUGAAUUAGAGAUCAAUAAACUACAGGAGCUGUUGAACGCCACGCAUAUAUUUAUAAUAGUGAUACCGAACCGGACUUAUCAGUCAUACCUAUCGCAGCGCCGAUAA